CUGUAUUGUCGCCAAUGUUUUGAGUACGUUUUAUUUGCAAAAUCAGUUUCAAUUAAUUUUCUGGGUCAUUUUUUUGCAUUUCAGCCAAAUUUUUCUUUGGGUUCUUUGGCAGGUCAUAUCCCAACGAUUCUGACUGCCGCUUCCCUGCCAACGGUGAUAUCAACCGCCGCUGGUGUAACGUCUGCUGCGCCCAUGCAAUCCUCUGCUGCCAACCAACCGUGCACAACGCUUUUCGUCGCUAAUCUUGGACCAACAGUUAAUGAACAGGAGUUACGCGAGAUAUUUGGAAGCUUCCCCGGAUUUUGUCGCCUUCGUAUGCAUAAUAAAAACGGAUCCCCAGUGGCUUUCAUCGAAUACUUUGUAAGUCAUUUCGAUUCGUUGUCCAUGUCGAAGGAUCUUUGCCAGGCUACUCAAGCUAUGACUACUCUGCAAGGAUUUGUGUUGUUAUCUUCUGAUCGCGGUGGUAUAAGAAUCGAAUAUGCAAAGCAUAAAAUGGGCGAAGUAAGACUUUAUAUGCGCGUUUUCUUUGGUCUCAGUAAAUUUACUUUAGCCGCGAAAGGACGACAGCUUUAA
Messenger RNA from Soboliphyme baturini, 573 nucleotides. Lineage: Eukaryota; Metazoa; Nematoda; Enoplea; Dioctophymatida; Soboliphymatidae. The record is from the annotation of a GenBank genome assembly.